CUAAAUUAGCCUUUUAGUAGCAUAUGUAUUUGCUUCAGUCAUGAGCCACAGGGAAUUAAUAAAGCAAUUUUUUACGUUACAGGAGGAAAGGGUGAAAGCUUACAAAACGUUUGACAGUGGCUUUAAAGAGUAUCUUGAAACUGCCCCCAUGUAUGAUUUCCCAUCAUAUCGACAGCUGGUACAUGAUACAACGCAGACAUUUAACAACAUUUCUAAUGAAGUCAUUGCAAUUGAAACCAAGUUAAGGGAGAGCGGACAGACCAGCAUUGGGGAUAUUAUCAGAAAAAUUCAACUCAAAGAAAAAGAGAAAUUAGAAAUGACAGCAAAGUUCCAGAUAGCAGAACAAAAUGCUGUGGCUGAUCCUUCUGAUGUCGAAAAAGUAGAAGAGGCAGCUGCCAUCAAGUUAAGUUUACAGAAGCUUGUGGAUCACAUUGUUGAACUUUUGGACGAAUUGAAAUAUGAAGCUGAGGACAUUCUUUUGGAAAGCACAUAGGAACGCGCAAGAACAUCCUACGCGGAACUUUUCUAUCUUAAUUCCAAUUCUUGUCCUAAAGAUCAUGGUGAAAUGAAUUUGGUAAAGCACAUGAAAGCAGAUUUCGGAUAGCUGUGGUGUUAAAAUGAAAGAGGCACCUACAAUACAGCGGAGAAAAGUAUAAGCCAACCAGAGCUUAAAGAAAAAACUCAGGCCCCGUUCACAUUGCGCUGGAGGAAUUUGAAAACGCAGCUUUAUUUAUACGGUUAGGCCUACCGUCCACACUAAUCCGUCACGA
Orbicella faveolata is the source of this 770-nucleotide messenger RNA. Its product is annotated as required for excision 1-B domain-containing protein-like. Lineage: Eukaryota; Metazoa; Cnidaria; Anthozoa; Scleractinia; Merulinidae. The record is from RefSeq and is a predicted model, not a curated record.